UUCCCUCAGCCAGCAACCACCGAGAUAGAGAGAGAGAGAGUCAUAAAGACAUUGCAGAAACGAGUAAACGUAUUUAAUUUUCACACCCUCCAACCCAACCUUCAUAUUCUUUACUUUCUUUCCUCUGGUUCUUCACCCACAAGCCUUAAAAAAUUAAGGGAAAAGAAACCAGCUUGUGUUGUAAAAUGGAAUCAUCACCUGGCACAUCUUUGUAGACCAACAAAAAAGAACCAAACUCAGAUUUCAGCUCUCUAACCCACAUCUGCGAUGGCCAUUUUCUUCUUUUCCAACUACCUCACAGCCCUCACUUGUCUUGUUUUCUUCUCCAAAAUCUUAGCUGCAGAGCAAAGUUCUUCCUUUUCUUUCAAAAUUUUUGGUAAAGAUCCAAAAUUUGAGUCCAAUAUUGCUUUAUAUGGGGAUGCACAUGUUGGUAAUGAUGGGUCUUGGGUUCAACUUACUAACUCAGUGAGUUGGAGUGCUGGGGCAGUUAUGUACAAGAAACCCAUCAAGCUUGUUCAAGGUAAAGUAAGGAAACUUGCUUCUUUUUCAACCUACUUUUCCUUCUCCAUGUCUCAUAAAAAUGGUGAUGGUUUGGCUUUUAUUAUGGUUCCUAGUAGUUUUAAAGUUGAUGUAUCGGGAAAUAGUACGUUUGGGAUUUCUCUUGGAUUGGAAAAAAACAACAAAAGCGGUAUUGUUGCUGUAGAAUUUGAUACCUUCAGAGAUGCCAAGCAUGGUGAUUUGAAUGAAAACCAUGUGGGCAUUGAUGUGGGUAGCCUUGCAUCAGUUAAAGCUAGAAAUUUAUCCUCUCUCAAUUUGGUACUAAGCAAUGGAGAAAAAUUACAUUCGUGGAUUGAUUAUGAAGCAAGUUCUAAGAGACUAGAGAUUAGGUUGAGUCAAUCUAGUAGUACCAGGCCAGAUGAUCCCUUGCUUUCAUACUCAAUCGACUUGUCAAAACUAUGGAAUGAUGAACAAGUGUUUGUGGGCUUAAGUUCUUCAAAUGGCAACUCUUCGCAGACAUGCUUUAUUCACUUAUGGAGUUUUAAGCUAAGGCAGGUUCCUAAUUGGAUGCAUUCCCAACCACUUGAUCCUGAAGCUAUUACAAAAAAUCCCAAACCUCUUACAACACCGCACAAGAGUAGCAAAUGUUUUUGGAAAGUGCUUGUUGUGUUUGUCUUCGGCGGUGCUUGUGGAGCCUUGACAGCUUCUUGCGUGCUAUACCUCUGGAACAUGUUUGGUGAUAGGCGACCUGUGGUGCCUGAAGAGUGUGGUGCAGAAGGUGUGGAUUUCGAGUACAAGAAGGUCAAAGUAGUAGUAGUAGACAACGCUGUCAAAGAUGGCAAGAAGUAAAUCUUAGAGUUGGGUUUUUUUUUUUCUGUCUGAUUGAUGUUUUAUUAUGUUGUAAAUUGAUGAUCUUUUGUAAUUGUAGUUGCAGGUUUUGUGUGUGCUUGUAGCUAAUGACCAAUUGUGAAAAAUGUAUGCUCUUGGUUACACAGUGUUUUAACGAUGGAAUCAUUGAGGUUUUACCUUAUAAUAUAAACUGAAUGUUGCUUGCCUUA
Molecule: messenger RNA, 1556 nt
Organism: Gossypium raimondii (Peruvian cotton)
Lineage: Eukaryota; Viridiplantae; Streptophyta; Magnoliopsida; Malvales; Malvaceae
Product: L-type lectin-domain containing receptor kinase VIII.2
Exons: 1
Coding region: 268-1347 (359 amino acids)
Molecular function (GO): carbohydrate binding
Source: RefSeq, a predicted model, not a curated record